AUGGAAACACUGGAAAUCCCACCAGAAUUGUGUGACUGUCAGAGGCCAGCUUGCAGUGGUUUGCAUAAGCUUGUGAUCCUUGGAGAGGAGGAAAGAGAAGAUAAGACAUAUGCAGAAAAAGGAAAAAGAAGAAGAAGAAAUGAUGAUGAGUACAAAUGGAAGGGUCCCUUCUACUUCAUCCAAGGAGCAGAUCCUCAGUUUGGACUGAUGAAAGCUUGGGCAACUGGAGACACUGAAAAUGGAGAUGAUGAAUGGGAGGAAGAAAUCAAAUUAGCAGAGCAAGCAGUGCAGGCCGUUAACAAAUUAAACCCAAAACCCAAGUUCUUUGUGCUGUGUGGAGACCUUAUCCAUGGAAUGCCAGGUACUCGAUGGAGAAAGGACCAAGAGCAAGAUUUAAAGAAUGUUCUGAAGAACACUGACCAGGACAUACCAUUGGUAUUCGUGAGUGGAAAUCAUGAUAUUGGCAAUACUCCCACAAGAGAAACAGUAGAUAAUUAUUGCAGGAACUGGGGAGAUGACUACUUCAGCUUUUGGGUUGGAGGUGUUUUCUUUCUCGUGCUGAAUUCUCAGUUAUACUUCGAUUCUUCCAAAUGCCCUGAGUUGAAGCAAGCCCAGGAUACAUGGCUUGAUGAGCAACUGGCUGUUGCUGAAAAACAAAAAUGCAAGCAUAUAAUAGUAUUUCAGCACAUUCCUCUGUUUCUGAGAAAUCCAGAUGAAGACCACGAUUAUUUUAAUUUGGAAAAAUCAGUUCGUCAAGAGAUAAUGGAAAAAUUCCAUAAAGCAGGCAUUAAAGCUGUAUUUUCUGGACAUUAUCAUAGGAAUGCUGGAGGAUCCUACAGAGGACUGGAAAUGGUGGUUUCAUCAGCAAUAGGAUGUCAGCUGGGAGAAGACACACAUGGGCUUCGAGUGGUUGUUGUGACAGAUGAAAAGAUUGUUCAUAGAUACUGCAGUUUGAAUGAGCUGAGCAGCCAAGGCAUAGAGAAAGAGCUGCUAGAUAUGCUGGCUAAGCAAAAUUAG
Molecule: messenger RNA, 1017 nt
Organism: Indicator indicator
Lineage: Eukaryota; Metazoa; Chordata; Aves; Piciformes; Indicatoridae
Gene: CPPED1
Product: calcineurin like phosphoesterase domain containing 1
Exons: 4
Coding region: 1-1017 (338 amino acids)
Molecular function (GO): hydrolase activity
Source: RefSeq, a predicted model, not a curated record